Molecule: messenger RNA, 267 nt
Organism: Saprolegnia parasitica CBS 223.65
Lineage: Eukaryota; Oomycota; Saprolegniomycetes; Saprolegniales; Saprolegniaceae
Exons: 3
Coding region: 1-267 (88 amino acids)
Source: RefSeq, a predicted model, not a curated record
AUGGAAGUCCAGUGCGACACUGAUCAAGGCAUCACGUCGAGCACGCAGCGCAAGUACAUCUUCACCCUGGCGAAGCAUUUUAGCCUUCACGACACGACUCAUGUCUACGCACGGUUCCCGCUGGACACGCGCCGCGGCAGCAAGGACAGAGCUUUGCUCGCCGACGCUGCCCAGUGCCCGCGACGACACCGCGACUGGCUGCAGUCCAAACUCCAGAAGCUCGCGACGCUCUCGACGACCGAGCCCAAGUACGUCGCGGCCCCGUGA